This is a messenger RNA of Schizosaccharomyces osmophilus, 1902 nucleotides long. RefSeq names its product tRNA/mRNA dihydrouridine synthase Dus3 (gene dus3). The record is from RefSeq and is a predicted model, not a curated record. The coding region runs from base 1 to 1902 and encodes 633 amino acids. Gene Ontology annotation, molecular function: flavin adenine dinucleotide binding; tRNA dihydrouridine synthase activity; metal ion binding. Lineage: Eukaryota; Fungi; Ascomycota; Schizosaccharomycetes; Schizosaccharomycetales; Schizosaccharomycetaceae. Gene Ontology annotation, biological process: tRNA processing. The transcript has 2 exons.
AUGUCGGAUCCACACUCUGGAGUUGCUCCUAUUCGCGAAGAAUUCCUUGCUAAACCAGAGCAAGCGGAGAGAAAGCGCAAGCCUAAAGAGCGCGGACAAAACAAAAAGAGGAGCAAAGUUUCUGUACGUGAGGAGAACGCGUUGUGCCCUGCGAUUUCUGUAGGAAAGGAGUGCCCAUUCCAAAGCAACUGUAAAUUUGGUCACGAUGUAGAAGUAUAUCUCUCUCAAAAGGAACCUGAUUUGGGUGAAAAAUGCGUUAAUUUUGAAACUUAUGGCAUUUGCCCCGCUGGAUACAAGUGUCGAUGGUUAUCGGGUCAUGUAAAACUUAACGAAGAUGGAAAGCAUGAGCUGGUUGAAAAGCCAGACAGUAAAUUCGGACUUACUAUGUUGAAUGCUGUCGACAAAAACGUUCAGAAGAAACUUCGAACAAAGCAAUUGGAUUUGAGUAAAGCCGAAAGAAUGAUUUCUAUUGUACUUGGAGAAGAAAAACCGAAAUCAAAUGACCAAAAUAUCCAAGAAUCCCCAAAACAAGAGGUUAACGGUACAAGAGAUCAAAAUCAAGAUCAGACGCUUGCUGAUAAUAACGAUCCCAAGGCAGUUAAGGAAGAUGGACCCGAAUCUCAAGCCACGGAAACACCGCAAAAACAAGAUGAAGGGGAAGGAAAUCAUAAGGUGACUACGGACGGAAUCCACAAACAAUCUCGUUCCGACGUUCUUUUACCAACAUUGCGACCUCAAGAGAAAAGAAGAAUUGACUGGAAAGGUAGAAAGAUUCUUGCCCCAUUAACCACAGUUGGUAAUCCUCCUUUUCGUCGGCUUUGCGGAUCUUUGGGUGCUGAUACCUUUUAUACUGAGAUGGCGAUGUGUCAGCCUUUGAUGCAAGGUCAUCAGCCAGAAUGGGCUCUUGUUCGUGGUAUCAAUACUGAGCGGGAAAUUAUGCCUAGUGGAAGAAAGGGAAUUUUAGGUAUUCAGUUAGCCUGCUCAAAACUUUGGCAAGGUGUAAAAACAGCCCAGGUUAUUGCUGAGAACUGUGAUGGAGCAGAUUUUUUGGAUUUGAAUUGCGGUUGCCCCAUUGACCUCGUCUUUCGUCAAGGAGCAGGAUCCUCUUUGCUGGAGAGUCCUAGUCGUCUCAUCCGAAAUUUACAGGGUAUCGAUGCUAUUUCCGGUACCAUUCCUACAACUGUAAAGCUUCGUACGGGAAAUCGGGAGGAUCAUCCCGUUGUGAAUAAACUUUUGAGUCGUAUUCAUCAAGAAACGAACACUUCUGCUGCUGUACUGCAUGGACGAUCUCGCCAGCAGAGAUAUUCCAAAUUAGCAAACUGGGAAUACGUGAAGGAUUGUGCUUCUAACAUUCGCAAGCUGAACGAAGGAAUCGAAGAUUUACCCGAAGGAAGUCUUCGUACACAACCACUGGCUUUUAUCGGAAAUGGUGAUUGCUACAGCUGGGAGGAUUGGUAUGAGGGAAUGGAUACGGGUGUUGACACAACCAUGAUUGCCCGUGGUGCACUCGUAAAACCUUGGAUUUUUGAAGAGAUUGAUGCUCGUCAAUACAUUGACAAGUCAUCAACUCAACGUCUAGAAAUUUUACAGGAAUAUUGUAAUAAUGGGCUACAGUAUUGGGGUUCGGAUGCACAAGGUAUCAAUACGACGAGGAGGUUCUUUUUGGAAUUUAUGAGUUUUUUUCAUCGCUAUACCCCUAUAGCAUUAUUUGAAGUUGCGAGACCGAGACUUAACCAACGGCCUCCUCUUUACAAUGCCAGAGAUGAAAUGGAAGGCAUGCUCGCUAGCACGAAUGUCAACGACUGGCUUAAACUCAGUGAAAGAUUUUUGGGACCUACACCCUCCAGAUUCAACUUUACUCCUAAGCAUAAGAGCAACAGUAUAGAAGAGGCGGAGGGUUAG